AUGGGGCCGCAUCUACUCCGGCAUGCUUGUUCCAGUCGAGCAGUGACUCAAUGUCUUCGUUAUUCUUCUCGCACCCAGUCAACACUUGCAGAGCGCUUGCAUGAUGAUUUGACAACGCGCAGAAUCCCGCUAUUUUAUGACUACUUGCAACCACAGCCCUCGCAUCUACUCAAUCUCUCACUAUCUGACCUCCUCCCGAAGAUCGGAAAAACAGAAACCACAAUUGAUCCCACACUACCUUCGAUAUCGGAACCCUCGCCCAUCCCAGUCGGCCACCACCUCAUCUACUUCCCACCACAAGUGACUUUGUCGCAAUUGUUGCCCGACGGUACUGACAUCCUGCACACACCGGGCGAUCCAUUUCAUCGACGUCUAUGGGCAGGCGGCAACCUUCGAUUCCCCGGCCCGCCUCUCCUGCUUAACGGGCAAAGAGCUGUAUGCAUCGAGUCUAUUCGCAAUGUCAGCGUGAAAGGGCGCGAGGGCGAUGAAAAAGUGAUUGUUAGAAUUGAAAGACGCGUGGGCGCGGUACCGGAGAGCGAAGAUGAAGAAACCACUCGAGACCGUAUAUGGACUGGGGAUGAGGCACUCGCGGGCGAGGCAUCGGUCAUUGAGAACCGAGAUCUUAUCUUCAUGCGGGCGAAAAGCAAGCUUGAACUCGAGGCGGAUCAGGCGCUAUUUGAGAAGCCCGGUCGUAUAGUGAAAGCCCCAUCGGACGCGACUUUCCGGCAUUCGAUUUUGCCCAACAAAUCGCUUCUUUUCCGAUUCUCAGCCCUCACCUUCAAUGCGCAUUCGAUCCAUCUCGACAGGUCAUACACGCAAGAAGAAGAAGGGUAUCGCAACUUGCUCGUUCAUGGGCCGCUCACGUUGACACUACUGCUGAGUGUUCUUGAACGUCAUUUCAAGGGCCUGGGGCUAGAAGUGAACAGUAUCGAGUACAAAAAUCUUGCGCCGCUCUACGUAGAUGAGGUCCUGACGAUUUGCGCGAAGCUUAAAAGUGGUGAGGUUUGGGAUGUCUGGAUUGAGGGGCCUGAUGGUAGUCUUGCCGUGCGUGCUACGGUCAGGAGUAAGGACAUAAAUUUCACAUGA
Molecule: messenger RNA, 1086 nt
Organism: Penicillium diatomitis
Lineage: Eukaryota; Fungi; Ascomycota; Eurotiomycetes; Eurotiales; Aspergillaceae
Exons: 2
Coding region: 1-1086 (361 amino acids)
Cellular component (GO): mitochondrion
Molecular function (GO): (3R)-hydroxyacyl-[acyl-carrier-protein] dehydratase activity
Source: RefSeq, a predicted model, not a curated record